This is a messenger RNA of Salvia splendens (bonfire salvia), 1379 nucleotides long. RefSeq names its product B3 domain-containing protein REM22. The transcript is spliced from 6 exons. Gene Ontology annotation, molecular function: DNA binding; metal ion binding. The record is from RefSeq and is a predicted model, not a curated record. Lineage: Eukaryota; Viridiplantae; Streptophyta; Magnoliopsida; Lamiales; Lamiaceae. Bases 70 to 1215 code for a protein of 381 amino acids.
AGACGGUCAUUACCAAAUAUUUUUCCGUCGGUCUUUGCCGACUUGAUUCAUGGAAGUGAGCCGCAAGAUAUGGCCCUGCGUGACUCUAAUAACAAUCUGUGGCACCUCAAAAUAGAAAAAUUUAUUGAUGGUUGGUAUUUCACAGACGGUUGGGUGAAAUUUGUAGAAGAUAACAAGCUUCAAAGGGGUGAUGUGUUAUUCUAUCAAUCCUCUUCUAAAGGUGUGCUCAAUUUCAAAGUCAUGAGCUCCUCUGGCAGUGAAGAUGUGAGAAUUGAACCUCGCAAUGCUAAGACCACGAAAUUGCGGCCUGUAAAAGUGGAAGUGAAGACUGAGGAUGACAUUGAUGAGAAGCCUCCUAAAAAACGAGACAUGGAGAAGGUGUUGGAUGUUGGGGAGGCUGGUACUAGCACGUGCGGAGUGAAGAAGAAGAAGAAGCAGGAUUUCUAUGGUGAGGAGAUUUUCAAACCCGGGGGUAUGCGGCUGCCCUUGAACCCUUUCUUUGUGGUGGAUGUGAGGGAAAGGAGAGCAAAUGAGAUGUACUUCCCAAAAGAUGUGAUCAGAGACCACAAUAUCAAACUCCCAAACACUUUGUUGCUCAUGGAUCCGAAAGGGAGGACGUUCGAGACAACGCGCAGACCGUGGAAGGAUGGUAGAGUGAACUAUUGUGGAGGGUGGAAAGCCAUCUACCGAGCGAAUAUGUUGAAUGUAGGUGACAAGCUCAUCUGCGAGUUCAUCGGCAAUGGCCGAGGCGUAGGGGAUAUACAUCUCAAGACAACCGAAAUGCGUGUGCACAUGUGUUGCGCCGGAUGUGAGAGCAAGAUCAAGAAAGCCCUCCAUAAGGUCAAAGGAGUUGAGGAAGUAGACAUAGACAUGAGCCUACAGAAGGUGACGGCAAGCGGAUGGGCUGAUCAAAAGAAAGUCCUAAAAAGCGUUAGGAAGACCGGAAGAAGGGCCGAGUUGUGGCAAUUUCCAUACAAUCCGGAGAUGCGUAACCACAAUUUCACAGGUCACCACGACCACAAUGGAAGCAACUACGGUGGCCCUUCGAGCUUCUACGCGUCUCAAACAUCAGGGUCUUCCUACAACUACUACAAGCACGGCUACAACAAUCACGAUCAUGCUCGGAUGCACCAUAGUGCAAGCUCCACUAUAUUUGGAGGUCGAACGGGCGAUGCCUUUAGCGAAGAAAAUCCUCGUGGAUGUUCUAUAAUGUAGUAACUACACAAAUUGAGGGAAAUAAUAUAAUUUACUGUGUUUUAAUUAUCGAUAUGGACACUAUGGUAGUUAUUAAAAUGAUGAAAUAGUAAUAACCAAUGCUUGUAAUGUAUCAUUAGACUAUUGUGAGGGUGGAAAGCCAUAUACCGAGUUAUACUCGUUGA